Molecule: messenger RNA, 1503 nt
Organism: Ctenocephalides felis (cat flea)
Lineage: Eukaryota; Metazoa; Arthropoda; Insecta; Siphonaptera; Pulicidae
Product: pre-mRNA-splicing factor RBM22
Exons: 7
Coding region: 214-1503 (429 amino acids)
Cellular component (GO): U2-type catalytic step 1 spliceosome; Prp19 complex; U2-type catalytic step 2 spliceosome
Molecular function (GO): pre-mRNA binding; metal ion binding; U6 snRNA binding
Source: RefSeq, a predicted model, not a curated record
AGACUAAAUGUCAGUUGAUGUCAGAGAUUCUGAUGCUGAAUGAAUUUAAAAUGUUUGUUUUUGAAAAAUCGACAUAAUUUAAACUUAUUGUAAUUUAACAAGUAUAUUAUAAAUACAUUACGAUAUAUAAACAAGUUUAAAUAUAAUUGUGGGCUAUUCGAAAAUUAAAUUACGUUUUUAAGGUUAUAAAAAGUGUAAGAAACUUUUACUACAAUGGCUACUUCGAAAACUACUAAUACGUACAACCGACAAAAUUGGGAAGAUGCUGAAUUUCCAAUUCUUUGUCAAACUUGCUUAGGGGAUAAUCCUUAUGUUCGAAUGACAAAAGAAAGAUAUGGUAAAGAGUGUAAAAUAUGCUCUCGACCAUUUACAGUGUUUCGAUGGUGCCCUGGUGCGAGAAUGCGUUUUAAAAAGACAGAAGUUUGCCAGACUUGUAGCAGACUUAAAAAUGUGUGUCAGACUUGCUUAUUAGAUUUGCAGUAUGGCUUGCCAAUUCAAGUUCGUGAUGCAGCACUUAAAGUUGAGGAUGAUUUACCAAGAAGUGAUGUUAAUAAAGAAUAUUACAUUCAGAAUAUGGAUAGUGAGAUGGCCAAAGGUGACAAAAUUCACCCUUCAGGGGCAGUUGGAAAAGUUGAAGGCUCUAAGAGUGAACUAUUGAUGAAAUUAGCAAGAACUGCGCCUUAUUAUAAAAGAAAUAGACCACAUAUUUGUUCAUUCUGGGUUAAAGGUGAAUGUAGAAGAGGUGAAGAAUGUCCAUAUCGUCAUGAGAAACCAACAGAUCCUGAUGAUCCAUUAGCUGACCAAAACAUAAAAGACAGAUAUUAUGGUGUGAAUGAUCCAGUAGCCGAAAAAUUAAUGAAAAGAGCUGCCAGUAUGCCUCAGCUAGAAAGUCCAUCAGACAAAUCUAUAACUACACUUUAUGUAGGCAACCUUGGUGAUAAAGUUUUGGAAGCUGAUCUCAGGGAUCAUUUUUACCAAUAUGGAGAAAUUCGUUCAAUAUCCGUUGUAGCAAAUCAUCAGUGUGCUUUUAUUCAAUAUACAACAAGAACUGCAGCUGAAAUGGCAGUUGAAAAAACAUUCAAUAAAUUGAUUAUCAAUGGUCGCAGAUUGAAUAUUAAAUGGGGAAAAUCACAGGCUAGUAGAUCUAAGGAUGCAUCUGAAAUUAUCACAACGCCUGUUCCAGGAUUACCUGGUGCCUUACCAUUGCCACCACCAGAACUUGAUACAAACUACUUUAAUUUGGAUCAAACUCCUUUCAAACCCCAUCUUAUGGGUCACAUGAUGCCACCGAGACCUCCAAUGCCACCUAAUUUUAUGCAUAUGCUCAGACCUCCAAUGUUUCCACCCUUCAAUCCAGAAAUGAAUUAUUCUAUGCCACCAAAUAUGCCACCAGCUCAAGCUGUCGCCAGCACAUCUACUGCUGAACAGCACCCUAACAUGCCUGUGCAUUAUCCAAGUCAGGAUCCCAACAGAAUGGGAGCGAUACAGAAGAAUGAAAUGUAG